GAAAGAAAGCCUCGUACCAGUUCUGUUCAUCCUUGCUACGCCCACUCCUUGCAGCGCUGGCAGAAGCAUCGCCCCAUGUGCUCCUACAUUCAGCUCAUCGUCCUCAAAUGAAUUGUGAUCACAGAGUGCGGUUUUUGCUGUGUUCCGGAGUUCCGAUUACAGAGAAGUAGCUCCAAAGUCGAAUCUGGGAUCAAGGAUUCGAGUUGAUGGCGUGGAAGGAGACCGAUGGUGCUAAUGGCAGAGAGAGAGACGCCACUGGUGAUAAUGGCUGCUUGAAAGGACGACGUUCUUCUACUGAUAGGAAUGGUUCUCCUCUAUCCAUCUCUCCCGCACAGAAGAAAUUCGAAGGGAAAAAUUCUCUGUCUUAUGCCAACAUCCUUCGCUCCAGAAAUAAGUUUGUCGAUGCUCUUGCUAUCUAUGAGAGCGUCUUGGCCCAGGAUAGUGAGAACGUUGAAGCUCACGUAGGCAAGGGAAUCUGCCUUCAGAUGCAGAACAUGGGUCGUCUUGCUUUUGAGAGUUUCGCAGAAGCCGUUAGGCUCGACCCACAAAAUGCUUGCGCUCUCACUCAUUCUGGUAUUCUUUACAAGGAUGAAGGUCACCUGAUGGAGGCUGCUGAGUCAUAUCAGAAGGCUUUAAGAGCAGAUCCAUCAUAUAAACUAGCUUCCGAAUGUCUAGCAAUUGUCGUGACAGAUAUUGGAACCAGAUUAAAACUGACUGGCAGUACACAGGAGGGAAUCCAAAAGUACACUGAAGCUCUUAAAAUAGACCCCCACUAUGCUCCUGCCUAUUAUAACCUUGGGGUUGUUUAUUCGGAGAUGAUGCAAUAUGAUAUGGCUCUUAGUUGCUAUGAGAAGGCUGUACAGCAGAGACCUAUGUAUCCUGAGGCAUAUUGUAACAUGGGGGUCAUCUAUAAAAACCGUGGGGAUUUGGAGUUAGCUAUUGCUUGCUAUGAGAGGUGUUUGGCUGUGUCACCAAACUUUGAGAUUGCAAAGAAUAAUAUUGCAAUUGCCUUGACAGACUUGGGAACAAAGGUCAAACUGGGGGGAGACAUGAAUCAAGGUGUGGCGUACUACAAGAAGGCUUUGUAUUACAAUUGGCACUACGCAGAUGCAAUGUAUAAUCUUGGUGUUGCAUAUGGUGAAAGCCUUAAUUUUGAUAAGGCAGUUGUGUUCUAUGAACUUGCAUUGCACUUCAAUCCCCACUGUGCAGAGGCAUGCAACAAUUUAGGAGUAAUCUACAAGGACCGAGACAACCUUGAUAAAGCUGUGGAGUGUUAUCAGAUGGCUUUGUCAAUCAAUCCAAACUUCUCUCAAUCUCUAAACAACCUUGGUGUUGUAUACACUGUCCAGGGUAAAUUGGAUGCUGCAGCAAGCAUGAUUGAGAAAGUUAUUGUUGCAAACCCCACAUAUGCAGAAGCAUACAAUAACUUAGGGGUCCUCUAUAGAGAUGCGGGCAAUAUAUCUCAGGCUAUUGAAGCAUAUGAACAAUGUCUUAAGAUAGAUCCUGAUUCUCGUAAUGCUGGCCAGAACCGAUUGCUUGCCAUGAAUUACAUAAACGAAGGGAAUGAUGAUAAACUCUUCGAAGCUCAUAGGGAUUGGGGUAGGCGGUUUAUGAGGUCAUAUCCACAGUACACAUCUUGGGACAAUCCAAAAGAUCCAGAGCGGCCACUUGUUGUUGGAUAUGUCUCUCCAGAUUAUUUUACUCAUUCAGUAUCAUAUUUCAUUGAAGCACCCCUUGUCUAUCAUGACUUUUCAAAUUACAAUGUUGUCGUGUACUCUGCAGUAGUGAAGGCGGAUGCCAAAACUGCUAGAUUUAAAGAUCAAGUUUUGAAAAAGGGUGGGUUGUGGAGAGAUAUUUAUGGGAUUGAUGAGAAAAAAGUCGCAAAUAUGGUUAGAGAAGAUAAGGUUGACAUCUUGGUUGAACUCAGUGGUCAUACUUCUAACAAUAGAUUAGGAAUGAUGGCUUGCAGACCAGCACCUGUCCAGGCGACCUGGAUUGGCUACCCAAACACCACUGGUUUGCCUACCAUCGACUAUAGAAUCACUGAUUCACUAGCUGAUCCCUUGGACACUAAGCAGAAGCAUGUUGAGGAGCUAGUUCGGUUGCCUGGCUGCUUCCUUUGUUACACACCAUCUCCUGAAGCUGGGCCUAUUUCUCCAAGUCCUGCUCUUUGUAAUGGUUUUGUUACUUUCGGGAGCUUUAAUAAUCUUGCAAAGAUAACACCAAAAGUUCUGCAAGUUUGGGCAAGGAUACUUUGUGCAGUUCCAAAUUCCAGGUUAGUGGUGAAGUGUAAACCAUUCUGUUGUGAUAGCGUAAGACAGAGGUUUCUUACAAUACUGGAGCAGUUGGGACUGGAAUCACAGCGUGUUGAUCUUCUGCCAUUAAUCCUUCUAAACCAUGAUCAUAUGCAAGCAUAUUCCCUCAUGGAUAUUAGCCUGGACACUUUCCCAUAUGCAGGAACAACCACAACUUGCGAAUCUUUGUACAUGGGGGUUCCAUGUGUCACUAUGGCAGGUUCAGUACAUGCCCAUAAUGUUGGUAUCAGCCUUCUCAGUAAAAUUGGUUUGGAGCAUCUGAUUGCAAAAAGUGAGGAUGAGUAUGUCCAGUUGGCACUGCAAUUGGCCUCUGAUGUUACAGCUCUCUCCAACCUGAGGAUGUCUCUCCGGGAUCUCAUGACGAAGUCCCCAGUGUGUGAUGGACAAAACUUCACCCUGGGUUUAGAAGCAGCAUAUCGAAACUUAUGGCGCAGGUACUGUAGAGGUGAUGUGCCAUCUUUGAGGCAUAUGGAAAUGUUACAGCUGCAGCAGCUGCAGCAGGUGCCUGGCGAGCCAGCCAUGAAGUUAUCAGAGCCUACCAAGAUCACAACCCUGAUGGAGAAUUCUCCAGCAUCUGUCAAGACUAAUGGCUUCAACACUGCCCUGCCAUCUGAAUGAACCUUUCAACUUGGGAGGGAAGGUCAGAUGAUUUAGAUUAUGAGUCGGAAAAAUUGAGGUGAGACACCC
This is a messenger RNA of Telopea speciosissima, 3002 nucleotides long. RefSeq names its product probable UDP-N-acetylglucosamine--peptide N-acetylglucosaminyltransferase SPINDLY. The transcript is spliced from 19 exons. Lineage: Eukaryota; Viridiplantae; Streptophyta; Magnoliopsida; Proteales; Proteaceae. Gene Ontology annotation, molecular function: protein binding. The coding region runs from base 207 to 2933 and encodes 908 amino acids. The record is from RefSeq and is a predicted model, not a curated record.